Molecule: messenger RNA, 1059 nt
Organism: Phanerochaete carnosa HHB-10118-sp
Lineage: Eukaryota; Fungi; Basidiomycota; Agaricomycetes; Polyporales; Phanerochaetaceae
Exons: 2
Coding region: 120-875 (251 amino acids)
Biological process (GO): regulation of DNA-templated transcription
Molecular function (GO): zinc ion binding
Source: RefSeq, a predicted model, not a curated record
CCCUGUUGCCAAUGACCCGGUUCUGGGAAGGUGACUAGCUGGCCGCGCGACGAUGUCGCCGACUAUAUAUUCAAACAGGAGGGCCACACCCGUGACAUCCCCCUUUACUCGGCUGCACGAUGUCUGACCACCAGCUUCCCCCACCUCCAGCCCAGCACGGUGGAGCAUCUGAAAUUCCGAUGCCACAAGUCGACAUAAAGGGCGUGCAGCCCACAGCGCCGCCUGGGCAGCGCGAAGAGUGGCACGGACGUUACCCCUACCCGCAGCCCAUACUCCCGCGCUGGCAGCCUAUGGGCCCACAGGUGCCCUACCUCCUGCCCAAUUUUAGAGGCUUUGGCGACGAGCCGCGUGCCCAGCUGCUCGACACACACAUACCACAAGCGCAGCCUUCGCUCCUCCAGACCCCGCCUCCCGAACCCCAUGCUCGCACCCGUAUGCCAGAAGGUUCGGGAGUACCCAUGACGACGCGCGCUGGCUUGCGUCUCCCAGCCCUUCAUGCGGCGAGCUCUACGUCCGACCCGACGGAGGCCAAGUGCACAAACUGCGGUGUACCAGUAGACGGGUCGCAAUGGCGCCCUGGCAUAGUACACCACGAGGUGCAUUGCGCCCCGUGCGGUCUGCAGUACGCUACGUCCAAGCGUCGGCGUCCCGCAGAUAGGCGCGACAGCAUUGCCAAUGCAGAUGCCGCUUCGCAGGAGGCACCUGAGCAGCAGCUCCCGCCACCCCCUGCACAGUGCUGUCGUUGUCAGACAGCAAUAGCUAUGCCUUCGUGCCAGGACAGCGAGGGAAGAUGGAUCUGUUACGUCUGCUCCAGGCUGGAAAAUCGCUGGUAUGAAAUGCAAGAUGAGGGUGGGGAAUGGGAUGCUGGGCGGUGAAUGUGCCCAUCAAGGUAGCCUGGCCUCUUUCGUACACCCUCGUGGGUUAUGCAAUAAAAUUUGUUGUAGCAGAUGCGAACCAGCGAAUCAAGAAUGCGGUUGAUUCUCCACUGGCUCUUGAUAUCAACGUAUCGUUCCACAGGCGCGCUGUUACAGUCUGCUGCGGUCUCCUCGGACCAAAGAC